AUGGGGGCCACAUCCCAACCCCAGGGUACGCAGGGGUCUAGCACCUCCGAAUGCUUGCUAGAGGUACCCUUUGAGGCCUACAGAGACUCGCCAGAUGGCGAUGUGAACAAGACCGUGCGAGUCCAGACUGUUCCCCGCGUGGUGGGGCCGCGCGGCUGGCGCCAGAGGCUGGCACCCUACGUCCCUUCAUUUGCAUCGCGACGCGACGACGACGACGAGGACUCUCUACCUUUGCUACCGGAGAACCAUCAGAGCAAGCGAUCUUGUCGCUCACGAUAUACUCGCUGCCUCGUGCGCGCACUGAUCGUGUUCUUCGUCAUGCUGGGAAUCGUGCAGUUCAUCUCAAUGGCCUGCGGCAUCGUGCUUUCUUUCUUCCCAGACGAAUAUGACCGCGCCGCUCAUAUCUGGAAACAUGGCGACCACGAUAACGUCGACGACGUCACCCACUGGCCCACCGACAUGUCGCGCGAUAUCAUCCCUAAAGGUUGCCACUCGCAUAACGACUACUGGCGCCGCGUGCCUCUGUUCUCAGCGCUGCAGGCUGGGUGCAUUGGCGUCGAGGCUGACGUCUGGCUGUUCGAUGAGGAACUUUACGUCGGCCAUACCAGGUCUGCCUUGACAUCGCGCCGUACUCUGCGCUCAAUGUACGUCGACCCGCUGGUCAAGAUCCUCGAGGGCCAGAACCCUAUCACGCCCUUCCACCGCACCAUCGACCAGCCUCCACACGGGGUUUGGGAUACAGAUCCAGACCAGAGCGUGAUCCUGCUAAUUGACUUCAAAACCGACGGAGCUGCUACUUAUCCCGCUGUCGUUAAGCAUCUGGCUCCUCUGCGCGAGCGCGGCUACUUGACUUAUUUCAAUGGGCGCGAGCUGAUCCCGGGCCCCGUAACCGUCGUCGGGACAGGGAACACACCCUUUGACCAGGUCACCGCCAACUCAACAUACCGGGACGUUUUCUUCGAUGCACCGCUCGACAAGCUCGUUGACGACAAGCUCGAGGGCCAGUACAUCUCCACCGUCAAGCGGUCGACUGGUCUCGGCCAAGGUCUAUCCGGCAUGCCGGACGCCAUCAACUCGCACACGUUCAAUCUCACAAAUAGUUACUACGCCUCUGUCUCUUUCAGGAAAGCUCUCGGCUUCACCUGGCCGUUCCAUUUCUCACAGCACCAGAUGGAUCUCAUUCGCUCGCAAGUCCGAGUCGCUCAUCGUCAUGGUCUCAAGGUGCGAUACUGGGGUAUACCUAGCUGGCCGCGCAGUUUGCGUAACCAUAUCUGGAGAAUCCUGGUGCAGGAGGGUGUGGAUAUGCUGAACGUGGAUGAUCUGGUGGGUGCCACUAAGGGGGAUUGGAAGAUCCGGAUCUUCGACUGGUGGAUCUAG
Molecule: messenger RNA, 1377 nt
Organism: Penicillium cinerascens
Lineage: Eukaryota; Fungi; Ascomycota; Eurotiomycetes; Eurotiales; Aspergillaceae
Exons: 2
Coding region: 1-1377 (458 amino acids)
Biological process (GO): lipid metabolic process
Molecular function (GO): phosphoric diester hydrolase activity
Source: RefSeq, a predicted model, not a curated record